Molecule: messenger RNA, 2186 nt
Organism: Brachypodium distachyon (stiff brome)
Lineage: Eukaryota; Viridiplantae; Streptophyta; Magnoliopsida; Poales; Poaceae
Product: AAA-ATPase At3g50940
Exons: 2
Coding region: 414-1835 (473 amino acids)
Molecular function (GO): ATP binding; ATP hydrolysis activity
Source: RefSeq, a predicted model, not a curated record
CGGCACCGUCGGGCUGUACGCAGGCAGCUCGUACGCUGCAGCAGGCCAUAGCCCAUAGGCCACGAAAGCUGAGAGCCUGAGACUGCGAGACAAAGGGAGCACCAGGACUCUAGGAGGCUAUCACCAAACGGGAACUCUGGAAGCCUGCAAAAGUACUCCGCCAUCAACCUGGCCUGUACUAUCUUUCCCAUUCUUGUCCUCGGUUCAACUCUUGUUCUGUUUUUACAGCUGUAGCGCUGCGUCGCACCGUAAAUUGGAGCAGUAAUUUGACGAGUCCAAAUCGAAUAGACGACAGAACGGUCAAAUAAACACACACAUCCGCGAAGCUACACGCGCCGGUCAUCUGCUACGCCUACACUACAGUACUACACAACCUUGCAUAGCUUCCGCUUGGUUCUUGGCGGCGUCCGUCAAUGAAUCCCCCGCCCCAGGCUGCGCCGUCCUACGGCAAGCUGGUGGACACGUACAAGAAGGCGGUGGCCACGGCGGCGUCGGUGACCGCGUACGCCGUGCUGGCGCGUGGCGUGGCGCGGGAGCUCCUCCCGCACGACCUGCGCGCCGCGGUCACCUGGGGCGCCUCGCUCCUCCGCGCCCGGCUCGAGCCCCGCCCCGCCGAGCGCCGCACCGUCGUCGUCAGGCGUUUCGACGAGCGCCGCGGCCUCAACUGCGUCGUCGAGUCCAACGCGCUCUACGACGACGCGCACGCCUACCUCGCCACCAGGCUCGACCCGCGGACCAUGCGCCGCUGCUGCCUCAGCGGAAAGGGCCCAAGCAAGGUCAUGUCCAUGGAGCGCGGCCAGUCCAUGGACGACGUCUUCGAGGGCGUCCGCUUCACGUGGGCGUCCGUCGUCUCGGGGGACGGCCGCCACGAGUCGGCGGACUCGCUGGAGCUCAGCUUCGACGCGGAGCACACGGACCUGGCCCUGGGCACGUACGUGCCCUUCAUCUCGGCCGAGGUGACGCAGGCGCGGCGCCGGGAACGCAAGCUCAAAAUCUUCAUGAACGAGAGCACGUCCUGGCGCGGCAUCAGCCACCACCACCCGGCCACGUUCGACACGCUCGCCAUGGAACCGGCCGUCAAGCAGGCCGUCCUCGCUGACCUCGACCGCUUCCUGAAGCGCAAGGACUACUACCGCCGGAUCGGCAAGGCGUGGAAGCGCGGCUACCUGCUCUUCGGCUCGCCCGGCACCGGCAAGUCCAGCCUGGUUACCGCCAUGGCAAACUACCUCCGCUUCAACCUCUACGACCUUGACCUCUCCGAGGUGAGCCACAACUCGAUUCUGCAGAGGCUGCUCAUCGGCAUGCCCAACAAGUCCAUCCUCGUCAUCGAAGACAUCGACUGCUGCUUCAACGCCGCGUCCAGGGAAGACGGCAAGGAGCGCAAGGCGGCUCUGACCAAGGAUGGGCAGGCCGAUGUCGACAAUGACACUGAAGAUUGCGCAAGCACGCCGCCGCCGAGCAUAACAGUGUCCGGGCUGCUCAACUUCAUCGACGGGCUGUGGUCCACGAGCGGCGAGGAGCGCGUCAUCAUCUUCACCACCAACUACAAGGACCGCCUCGAUCCGGCGCUGCUGCGGCCGGGCCGAAUGGACAUGCACGUCUACAUGGGCUACUGCUGCUGGGAGGCAUUCAAGACGCUGGCCCGGAACUACUUCCUCAUCGACGACCAUCUGCUGUUCCCGGAGAUAGAAGAACUGCUUGCCAAGGUGGAGGUGACGCCGGCCGAGGUGUCCGAGAUGCUGCUGCGGGAUGAGGACGCUGGUGUCGCGCUCCACGGGCUCAUGGAGUUUCUCACAGAGAAGGAGCAGGGACUGAGAGAUGCAGGGAAGGCAUGAAGGGGACUGGUUUAGCAGUGCAAUCAGAUGCAGCAUUGACCAGCUAGUACGUAAACAGAGAAGAACAUCCAUUGCUUCUGUGUUGCAAGUAUUUUGAAGUGCGGACAAUCUUGUCCUAAUUUCUUUGUCGUUAUUAACUGUUAACUAGCAUGGUGGCCAGCGAUUUGCGCGGGCUGUUUAUUUUUAUACUCCCUUGGAUAUAAUAAAUGUCAGAUUUCGUACAACUUCGUACAAAAUCUGAUAAACUUAUUAUGAAUCGGAGGGACUAUUAUCUUGGAUAUAAUUGUAAGCCGUAUAUGUUAUAUUAUUGUGUUUUUUAGGUAUCUUAUGCAUAGAGAAAAUCCUUUUAGA